Molecule: messenger RNA, 2537 nt
Organism: Sinocyclocheilus rhinocerous
Lineage: Eukaryota; Metazoa; Chordata; Actinopteri; Cypriniformes; Cyprinidae
Product: TSC22 domain family protein 1-like
Exons: 4
Coding region: 542-2161 (539 amino acids)
Biological process (GO): positive regulation of cell population proliferation; regulation of transcription by RNA polymerase II; negative regulation of apoptotic process
Cellular component (GO): cytosol; nucleus
Source: RefSeq, a predicted model, not a curated record
GCCGCGGCUCCGCCCCCUGCUGGCGUCACCACAGCUGCUAGCUCGUCGGUUAGCGUGCUAACAGCGUUCGGUAGUGAUGAGACAACGACGGCAUGAGACAGCAAACGAAGCCAUUCCAGCAUCCUCACGCAGGCCAGAGAGCAGAAAGCGGCGAUUUAAACCCCGAUUUAAGUCCGUAUUCAGUCACAUCAGGAGUUCGGAAGAGCGUCUGCAGCGCUGAGGUGAUGUCGACCGUCUGUUUAUGUUCAUUUAUCAGCCGUAACUGACGCGUGUCACUGACACUGACGCGCUUUUCUGUCGGGACACACGCUGCUGGUGGACUGAGUUAGCUGUCAGUUAACCAGUAGCCGCGUUUGAUGUGCUAACCAGGAGCUAGCCUGCAUUAUUUAGCAUAAACACUCGCUGAGCAUCUGUUGGAGGAGCUGUCAAACUCUCGCUUGCUCUUUAAAUGGGGACUUUAAGCGGUUUCCUAACGACGUCACUGCACGGACUGUAGUGUGUCCAUCAGAUUCAGUACACCGUUUACCGUAGUAUUUCUCCGAUGCAUCACUCAGACUCCCCCGGCGAGUCCCCCGGCAGCAGGAGGAUGUCCCACCCGUCAGUGUUCGGCUCCGAUGACCACCAGACGUCCCCUCAUCUCCCGCCGCACAGCCUCAGCCUCCAGCCCGCCGGGACGCAGGUCAAGAAGAAGAGCGGCUUCCAGAUCACCAGCGUCCUGCCCGCGCAGGUGUCCUCCGCCAGCGCCAACAACAGCAUCGCCGAAGAUACGGAGAGCUACGACGACAUGGACGAGUCGCACACCGAGGACCUGUCCUCGUCCGACAUCCUGGACGUCUCGGUUUCCCGGGCCACUGACACCGGCGUCCCUGAGAGGAGCUCGUCGGAGGAGACGCUGAAUAGUUUGCAGGGGGGCGAGACGCCCGGAGUCACGUCGCCCAAUGAGCCGGUGAUGCAGCAGGGGUACCUGGUCAACGGCGUCCACCAUCAUCACAAGACUGGACGACCCGCGGCUCCUUCAGCAAUCCCCGCCGUCCCGCAGGCUCCGGCCUCGAGCGGGCGCUCCGUCCAAGCUGCGGAGGCAGGCGGAUCCGCUGCACCGGUACCUGACGCCGCCAGAGCUCCGGUCCCCACCGUGAUGCCGGUUGCACCCGCAAAUCCUCCGACCGCAAGCGCGGCGACCACCGCCUCUCGCUUCAGGGUGGUGAAGCUCGAUUCCAACACGGAGCCGUUUCGGAAGGGUCGCUGGACUUGUACGGAGUUUUACGAAAAAGACGCCCCGGCUGGAGACGUCGCGGCCGUCGCUCACAGAGCGGUGGAGAGCGUCGUCCAGUCUGAACACGAGACCACGAGCGGCAGCUCCUCUGGAAGCACCUUGAGCGGCGGCGGAGAUGUCCAUCAGGUUUGCGCCGGUCUGCACGCUCAAGACCCAGGCGCUCUCCUGCUUCCUCAACCCUCCGUUCUGUUGGGUGUUGAGAGUUCAUCUGCUUCGGUUCGACCCUACAGUGUAGAGCCCCAGAGCAACUACCCUGCUAACACCAAACCUCCGGUGUCCGUCAGCCAGAGCGCGCUUCCUCCGGUGGAAUACACCCCGAGGCCGGCAAGCGUCCAGCCCGCAGCUCAACCUCUUCAGAUUCCUCCAGCUCAAAGUGCAGUGUCACCCAGAGCUGUGCCAGGGCUUCCUCCGGUGGCCGUGUCUCCGAGGCCUCAGGUUCCCGGCCCACAGAUGAGCAUCAACCCGGACCAAACUGGAGCCCAGCUGUUUUCAUCCGCCGCUCUGAGCCACCUGCAGCCGCUGCUGCUGAGAGCCCCGCUCCUCCCGGCGGGCCCCGCGUAUGUGACGGCCUCGCAGCUGGAAGAUGCGCAGCGACUCCUGCUGCAGCACCACCCGCUGCUAUCACUGCCACGGCUGGCCGCAGGAGGCAUGGCAGGCCUCGCAGGGCCGGCUGCGUCUGAUGCUGCGGCCGCUCUCGGGCAGGACGGCGCUGCCGGUGCUUUUGCGGUCUCAACUGGUGCAGAUGAAGACAGUUCCUCCGGAGCCAGUGUUGUGGCCAUAGACAACAAGAUCGAGCAAGCCAUGCAGCUCCACCCUCUGAUGAAGAACGUUCUGUUCCUCUGCGACCAGCAGCCUGAAGAUUACACACACACUGAUGGCUUUAACUGAUAUAAACACAUUGUAAGAAACAAAAUCUAAUUCAAAUGACAAAAACGCAACAGAAUUACUAAAACUAAACGGAAAACAUAAAAACUAUAAUAGUAUAUCAGUGAUACUAGGGUGUGUUCACACGUGUCAUGUUUGAUUCGAUUAAACCGAACUCUGGCGCGGUUCGGAUGAAAUGUGAACGCAACACGGACCAAAUACUUCUAAAUGAACCAAAAACAGGAAGUAAUGACAAGAUGCGACGCUGUGGGACAUGAUUUGACGACGCGGUGAAUCCAAAACAAAAGGAGCAGAGGGCAAACGUGGAGCACCGAGGAGGUGAAGUGCGUUUUACGAGCUCCUCAUGAGUUCACGCAGCAAUGAGUGCGCUUAUUUCAGC